Messenger RNA from Python bivittatus (Burmese python), 3521 nucleotides. RefSeq names its product solute carrier family 37 member 4 (gene SLC37A4). The record is from RefSeq and is a predicted model, not a curated record. Gene Ontology annotation, molecular function: glucose 6-phosphate:phosphate antiporter activity. Gene Ontology annotation, biological process: phosphate ion transmembrane transport; glucose-6-phosphate transport. NCBI's taxonomy places the organism in Eukaryota, Metazoa, Chordata, Lepidosauria, Squamata, Pythonidae. Gene Ontology annotation, cellular component: endoplasmic reticulum membrane.
CAACGCUGAGGCAGCUUCCCUGCCGGGCCCCGCUCGGACUCGCCCGUGUUGGCGAAGGUCGAGGAGGACGAGCGCCAGUUUUCAAGGACGCCUUCGGGGACCACCCGGAGCCAUCAGCUGGUGCAAAUGGCGUGGGGUCGCCCGUCCGUCCCCCUCGCAGCACCUCCGUAAAAGAGCUUGGGGUUUGCAGAGUAGCCAUCGCAGCGCUAAUAAUUCUAGAAACUAAUUCUGGUUGCCAGCGCGGCACCCGGGGCACCCGCACGGCCAUAGGGACGCUGCUUGGUGCCACCACGUUCCAUGAUCGUAAACGAUGUUUAAAUGAAUUAUUUUGAAUGAACGAGUUCCACUUGACUUUCUUUACUUUUUUGGCCUUAGAGUUUAAUGGGAAGCUAAUGUCAGCCUCUGGCCAGUCUUUAUUCGAGAUGUAUUACCACAAGUAAAAUAACCAAUUUGCAAAUUAAGUCACUGAAGCUUACACCAAAAAAAGUAAAAGGUGGAGAAAGAAAUCUGAGGCUCAAGGAAUCUGGAGCAGUUCUGUUUUUUGAAAUUCUUGUGUGUCAACUAAUUCAGAAUUUGCAGGAUGGAUACCAGAGUUGGAGAACUUUAAAGGAGGUGCCAGGAAACAUGAUCAUGUUUAUUAAAAUUGUCCCCAUUACAGAACCAGGAGUCUUUCCCCAAUCUGCCAUGGUUGCAGAAGAACAUCUUUGCAGCUCUGUGCUGCCUCCUGAGAUCCAGGCGCUGCUCUGAAGAACAGCGGGCCAGGGGGCCAGUGCGUGACACAGGAGGUUGCCUGCUGCUGAAGUGCCAGGGCCUAGUCCCCGCCCUCUGUCAUGCCCCAGGCUUCUUCCAGGAAGACAUUGAUCUUUUUUGUUUGAUCUUGCACUGUUUGAGUUCAGAGGUCAGAGUGAAAAAAAAAGCCUCCCUAAUCUUCCCACUCCGGACGCAAACUCUGUUUAUCACAGGCUGGCUCUUCCUGUGUUCCACUGUAGAUGGAUGGAUUUAUACUGAACUCUGUGUCUGGCCUGGUCCUCAAGUUAAUAAUUCUCCAGAAAGUGGCCCUGAGCACAGCUGAGGUCAAGCAAGAACCUCGGCAAAACCCCUGCCCGGCAGAAACACAGACAGGCAUUCAGGCAGCUGCUGGCUCCCUGUUUUGAGCCUUUUGCUGCCAGCCUUCCUUCUCACCUGUCAGCAACUCUGCUGCGCCUGCAGUUUGGACUCUUAAAGCGGAACCAGCCUACUCCCUCCCUUCACACUUUCUUCUAAUCCUUGGAAACACAAGUCAGCACAGCAAUGGCAGGAAAGAAUUAUGGCUAUCACCGGUUUGUCAUAUUCACCGCUAUGUACAUUGGGUACACCUUGUACUAUUUCAACAGAAAAACCUUCUCCUUCGUGAUGCCUUCAAUCAUGGAAGAGAUACAAUUGGACAAAGAUGACUUGGGUUUCAUCACGAGCAGCCAAUCUGCAGCCUACGCCAUUAGCAAAUUUGUUAGCGGCAUCCUUUCAGACCAAAUGAGUGCCCGCUGGCUCUUCUCCUCUGGCCUCCUGUUGGUGGGCUUAGUCAACGUGCUGUUUUCAUGGAGUUCUACCGUUGCCCUGUUUGCAGGGCUGUGGUUCUUCAACGGACUGGCUCAAGGCCUGGGCUGGCCCCCCUGUGGCAAAGUACUGCGCAAGUGGUUUGAACCCUCCCAGUUUGGGACUUGGUGGGCAGUCCUCUCCACCAGCAUGAACCUGGCCGGAGGGCUUGGGCCCAUUGUGGCAGCUCUGAUGGCGCUGAGCUAUGACUGGCGCACCACCCUGGCCCUCUCUGGCUCUGUGUGUGUGAUUGCCUCCUUGGUGUGUCUGUUCCUGAUUAAGAAUGAGCCUUCAGAUGUGGGACUGCCCAGCCUUGAGUCUGGACCCAAGAAAGGGAAAAAAGACUUGUCGGUGGGUGACAACACCUUGGCUGAGCUGCUGUGUUCUCCAUACCUCUGGGUCCUUUCGUCUGGCUACCUGGUGGUGUUUGGUGUGAAGACAUGUUGCACAGACUGGGGACAGCUAUUUCUCAUUCAGGAGAGAGGACAGUCUGCCCUCGUGGGAAGUUCCUACAUGAGUGCCUUGGAAAUUGGGGGCCUGGUUGGAAGCAUCGCUGCUGGCUAUCUUUCAGACCGCGCAGUGGCCAGGGUGGGUCUCUCAAACUACGGCAACCCCCGGCAUCCCCUUCUCAUCUCCAUGAUGGCAGGCAUGGCUGCCUCAUUGUUCCUCUUCCGAGUCACAGUAACCAACAGCUCGCCCAAGGGAAAUUACUCUUGGAAUCAGUUCCUCCACCCUCUGGCUAAUCUUGUGGGCUUUACAGAACAUGAGUUGUGGAUCCUGCUGUUAGGAGCAGUCUUUGGAUUUUGUUCUUAUGGACCGAUUGCGCUGUUUGGAGUCAUAGCCAAUGAGAGUGCACCACCCAACUUGUGCGGCACUUCUCAUGCUAUUGUUGCACUCAUGGCUAACGUGGGAGGCUUCUUGGCUGGUUUGCCUUUCAGCACAAUUGCCAAACACUACAGCUGGGGAACAGCCUUCUGGGUAGUGGAGUUGAUCUGCAUAGCCAGCACCGUGGCCUUUUUCUUCCUGAGAAACAUCUGCACUAAGAUGGGUCGGAUGCCAAAGAAAGUUGAUUGAAACACCGCAACGGCUCGGCUGCAAAGGAGCCUCCCACGUCCACAGCCGAUGCUUUGAAAAAUGGAAGCGGCUCUAAGCAGAUUGAAGUUUGCUGCUGGGCUGUAUAAAGCGGUGGCAAAAUCUCACUUGGUCGUUAUUACCAGUUCUCAUCCUUCAAAACCUAAGGGAUGCCCGUAGUGGUUGGAACUAAUGAGCAAACAUUUGGCAGCCACAGCUGCUGGGUUCACUGGAGCCCAGAGCAGUGGGGACAGAGCAGCAGAACAGGAGCUUCAUUUUUGAGAAUCACGUCACUCAUUCCCCUUUUGUAUGUGUUCUUCCUUUAUUUCCUUUGCCAUGCUACGUUAAAUUUUCAAGUGAUAUCUUCUAAGACUUCCCACAAGUUACCCUGAGGUGUAGCCAAACAGUAAAUAGUUAGAAAAGAGGGGAGCUGUAAUCUUACUCUAUUUAGCUCCAGUGGAUAGUAGAUAAGGUUAGAAGUGGACUUAAAAACUACUUCUAGAAUUUGAGGAAGGGUAACCAUCAGAUCAAUCAGAUUCUUGAUUACAUCACAAGCAUUAGUACAGACUGAGGUGUUAGACCUCGCUUGUCUAAUGGAAGAAAAACAGUAUUCAGCUGUGGGGGUUGGGACUUCCUAACAAUUCUGCAGCCAUAAGGAUCCCCAAAUGUAACUAGCUGCCUUUAGUCUUGCAAUGUAGAUUCUAAGUUAUGAGUACUGUAUGGAAUGUAUGCAUCACCAAAAAUAAGAGAUUGUCCAGUAAAAGCUCAUGUUUCCCCUGCUGAACAGUUGCUGGGAGUCAGGUGGCAUAUAAUAACUCUUGUUGUUGGAUAUCAAAUAAUUAAUUCCAAGGUCAACAUUAAAGUCUGUCUUCUUCCUU